This is a messenger RNA of Dentiscutata erythropus, 337 nucleotides long. The record is from the annotation of a GenBank genome assembly. Lineage: Eukaryota; Fungi; Glomeromycota; Glomeromycetes; Diversisporales; Gigasporaceae.
UAAAAAAUAUGAAAUUAAAAUUUUUGAUAUCAAUUAUCAAAACAUGGAAUAUCCACUUAUAAUUACUGAUGAUCAUAAUAAUACGAUUGCACAGCUUCAGCAAAGUGAUUGUUGUAUUUCUUCUCUUUCAAUUCUUAUUGAUAAUGGUGGAAGGCAUGGAAUAGAUUUUAAGUAUAAUACACGCCAUAAUAGUCACGUAGUAGGCCUUCGACAUUAUAAUUUAAGUUAUUUUACGCAGAAUUAUUGCGUUGGCUAUAUCGGAAUUACAUCCACUAGGAGCCUCAAACUUCAUGUCGGUAAUAUAACUAAUAACAGUAUUAUUGAUGUUGUUGAUUAA